CAUAAGACAAACUUCCUCUUUUUCACAUUAGAACAGCUAUUUUGACUUCACAGCUUGGAACACUUUCUGUUUUCAUUUAAGCAGGAAAUUCAUGUUUUAUUCACUUCGAAACACAGGUUGAAAUGUUCAUGUUGUUUCAACUGUGUGAGUGUAUUUUGUUGUUUUUUAUCAGUUUCUCAGAGGCAGCAAUAUCCUGUUUAAAUGAGGAUGGACAGCCGGUUGACUGGUUCGUUAUUUAUAAACUUCCCAUUUACAAGAUGGAAGUUAAGGGAAGUGGAGUGGAUUACAUGUAUCUGGAUCCAGCCGUCAUGGAUUUUCAUAUAAGUAAACAUACAGUCAACAGCAGUCAAGGAGCUUUAGGCAGAACAUUGACACAGCUUUACUCCAGAUAUACAUCCAACAGCUCAGUCUAUAUGCUUUACAAUGACGCUCCACCAGAACUGAAGUACCCAAGCAACUAUGGACAUACAAAAGGCAUGCUGAUGUUUGACCAGUCUCAGGGAUUUUGGCUUACACACAGCGUUCCUCAUUUCCCCCCAUUUCCAGAGAGAAAUUACAGUUACCCAUCUACAGGAAAAUACUACGGCCAGACUCUACUCUGUAUUACAUACAACUAUACACAGUUCCCUCAAAUAUCAUGGCAGUUAGCAUAUCUUAAUCCACGUGUAUAUAACUGCUCUGUCCCUGUGGCAUUUCGCCCAGACAUUGCAGCCAUGGCACAAAUUUGUGAUGGUAAGACACCCGCCAUUAAAAACAGAAGGAGUCUGCAGAAGCUGGAAUCAGUUCGAGGACAAACCUUUUUCAGUUUUGCCAAAUCACACUACUAUGUGGAUGAUAUUUACACCGGUUGGGUGGCUCAAGCGCUAGGGACAGAUUUGCUGGUGGAGUCAUGGCUGCACCAGUCUCAUCGGCUCCCUUCGAACUGCUCACUUCCCCGGCAUGUGAUGAACAUUGACAGAGUUUGUCUCCCAGGACCACAGAUGUUCAGAAACUACGAGGAUCAUUCAAAGUGGUGUGUGUCUUAUGCAUUGAAAGACCAGUGGGCAUGUCUGGGGGACUUGAACAGAGACAGUGGACAGGCUGGCAGAGGUGGUGGGCUGAUAUGUUCUCAAAGCUCAGUCAUUUAUAAAGCUUUCCGUCAGGCUAUGGCUGGGUAUAAACACUGCUGAAAAAAUGUAUUCAGUACACUGAACUAGUUUCAGAUUUUGACACAUACAUUAACUCUUUAAAAACAUAGCAGAAAUUAACAUAACAACCAAAUUGUAAAUUUAACUAAGCUGAUGAUUGUGAUGGUCAUCCAAGCAAUUUUCUAAAACAAGUUUUAACACUGAUUUAUUUUAUUUGAUCCUUUGAGAGGUCUUUCCAAGCCUUUAAAUCAUGUUGGUAAAGAAACUUUUUUUUUGAAUGACCUUUGACUUCUGUUGUAGGUUAUACUGUAAAAAUAUUUUUGACGUUGUAAAUAAAAAGAUCUGCAGCAGCUAUGUUUAACAAUU
Messenger RNA from Puntigrus tetrazona (Sumatra barb), 1493 nucleotides. It is a transcript of the gene dnase2b, whose product is annotated as deoxyribonuclease II beta. Gene Ontology annotation, molecular function: deoxyribonuclease II activity. Gene Ontology annotation, biological process: apoptotic DNA fragmentation. The coding region runs from base 123 to 1169 and encodes 348 amino acids. The record is from RefSeq and is a predicted model, not a curated record. The transcript is spliced from 6 exons. NCBI's taxonomy places the organism in Eukaryota, Metazoa, Chordata, Actinopteri, Cypriniformes, Cyprinidae.